Molecule: messenger RNA, 965 nt
Organism: Patiria miniata (bat star)
Lineage: Eukaryota; Metazoa; Echinodermata; Asteroidea; Valvatida; Asterinidae
Exons: 2
Coding region: 86-652 (188 amino acids)
Source: RefSeq, a predicted model, not a curated record
GAUUCUCAUCUGUGAAGACAGCUCAAAUAUUCUGCUCUAUAAUAUUCCCUUGUUCUUCAAGUUUAUCAAUCCGAGUCCUUAUACCAUGGAUUUCAAGAUCGCCUGCGCUUUGAACCUGUCCCCUGAGUUGGUAUGGUUUAGUCGUCGGUCCUACGACGAAGAGGUUUCAUCAUCAUCCGACUGUGGGCCCGAUGGUUGGCCGUGUCACUACGGCGGAUACUUCCCUGAGAUGCCGCACGACCUGGGCAGUGACGGUACUCAGUCUCCGGGACGUGACGACACCGAUGAUGAGGCAGGGAAUGGCAGAGAGGACUUCUCUCUCCGUCUCUUCGAUCUGGAGCAGGUGAACCGAGAUGUGCAUGAUUUCGGUGACCAGAUGGACGAUCAUCAGCCAGCAUCUCCUGUGCAUUGCCAGCUACCUCUUCCCGUCAGGCCCUCUGUCAGCCCAAGCUACCUACCCUCUCCAACAUCAUCAUCACCGGACUGCAACUCGCCAGCCUCCUUGAUGGAGACAAGCUACUCGUCGUCACCGAACCUCCACAGACCUUCUUCCUUCCCUGAGCUGAUGAUCGCUACCUCCCCAGUCCUGAUGGAGACGCUUCUCACUCCGGUGACAGUCUCCACUCUGCGGACAUUUUCACCGGUUAAUUAAGCGUAGAUGAAGUGCAUGAUUGCAGUGCCUUUUAAUUGUAAACAUUUGGGCCGCAUGUAUAGAUAUAAACAUUAUUAUUAUUUAUAUCAGGCUUCCAGCGGUAAAAGUUAAUCAGCAUAUUGUAUUUUACAUUUUCAUUUUGUAAAUGAUAUAGACCUAUGUUGGAAGUAAGUUUUCUUUUGGUUGCAACAUUCAUUAAACUUUCGAAUUCGAACUUUCGAGAUAAUUACUACAACAAACCAAUUGUCUUGAAAGACUGUGAAUGUACAUUAUUUGAGCAUUGUAAAUACGAUUUGGUGAAUAUUAAAAUCGG